Mesorhabditis belari is the source of this 597-nucleotide messenger RNA. The record is from the annotation of a GenBank genome assembly. Lineage: Eukaryota; Metazoa; Nematoda; Chromadorea; Rhabditida; Rhabditidae.
AUGAAGAAAUUCUUGUCCGCUUCAGUCUCAGAUCUUCGUUUUUUAUCCACAUCAAAUGGAUCUUCAAAAGCAAAACAAACCAGGAAAGCAUCGCUUGGUCAAACAGUUUCUGAUGCUUUUCGAACGGUGAUUGUGAAAAAUCCUCCAAUGCCCUGUCGCGUGGAAACCCCAAACUCUCUCACCGAUUUCUCGGUGCUUCAACUCCGUCUCACCAACUUUAUUGGACCAAAAAAAUACGUGAAAAUUCGAUUCCUAUCAAAUUUGACUUCUUAUCUUCAAAUCUUUUUCAAUAUCAUAGACAAUUGGACAACUAUCAACUCUGAGCGAGUUUCCGAAACCCAUUGUGAGGGUGCUUCUCGUUAUUUACCCCGUCGAUGCCCUCUUCAACCAAAUACCCAUCAAAUUAUACAAGUGAAGAAAAAGGAUGAGUGGUUAAAUGUGAUGAUCGAUGGUGUCUGCAUAGCUCAACUUCGCACCCAAUUCGGUCUCUCAACAAUUGAUGCCAUUGAGGUUGAUGGUGAUGUGAUUGUGGAUGAGAUUAGUACAGUGCAAACUCAGCGACGCUACAGCCGGCAACUCAUCCGUGACCUUGUUAAA